GACAACACCAUACUGGUUUCCCUUUUUUUCUUUAUCACUGCUGGAUUUUCUGAAGAGGUUUGCCUCAGAGUAUACUGUAAUUUUAAUUUCAAUGAGUUUUUAACAGAAGUGAUGUUCGCUUUUAUUUAAUUUUUUUACAAUCUUUUGUUGACUAACGAUGGAGUGAUUGUGUUUCAACUUCCACGGUGUUCAUACUGGAGCUUAUGAACUGCGUCUUUUGCGCAGAAUGAAUUACAGCUCCACCAAACGAGCGCUAGCUGUGCUUAUUACCUGCACAUUUUUAAGUCUUCCUUAUGGCUAUAACGGAGAAGCUCCACAUAAACCAAAUGCAGGGGCCACGAUUUUGCCCCAGACUAAGCCUGAUAAUGGACCCCAGGCUUAUCCAGAGGAUGUGCCUUCAAAUUUACCUGUGUUCACUAUGGACUAUCCCAGAAUACAAAUCCCGUUUGAGAUCACGUUAUGGAUGCUUCUGGCCUCCUUCGCAAAAAUCGGUUUUCAUGUGUAUCACAAGAUAACGAUCUGGGUGCCAGAGUCAUGCCUUCUCAUAAGCAUCGGUCUGAUUGUUGGCGCCAUCAUGCACUCAGUCCACGAGGAGCCUCCAGCUGUUCUCAGCAGCAAUGUCUUCUUCCUUUACAUGCUCCCCCCUAUCGUCCUGGACUCGGGCUACUUCAUGCCCACCAGGCUGUUCUUCGAGAACGUGGGCACCGUGUUGUGGUUCGCAGUGGUGGGGACCCUCUGGAACAGCAUCGGCAUCGGCGUGUCCCUGUUCGCCAUAUGCCACAUCGAAGCGUUCGGCGUGCAGGACAUCAACCUGCAGGAGAACCUGCUGUUUGCGGCCAUCAUCUCAGCCGUGGACCCCGUGGCGGUUCUCAACGUCUUUGAGGACAUUUCUGUGAACGAGCAGCUCUACAUCGUGGUGUUUGGAGAAUGUCUCUUUAGCGACGCCGUCACUGUGGUGUUGUACAGCAUGUUCACCUUUGUGGCGGAAAUGGAGGUGGUGGAGCCCGAAGAUGUGUUCUUGGGAGUGGCGAGGUUCUUUGUGGUCGGCCUUGGGGGGAUGGGCUUUGGCGUCCUUUUUGGUUUUGUGGCCGCCUUCACAACAAGAUUCACCUCCAAGGUCAGAGAAAUCGAACCCCUCCUCAUCUUCAUGUUCAGCUAUCUGGCGUACCUGGUGGCCGAGCUCUUUGCCAUCUCCUCCAUCAUGGCCAUUGUUUGCUGUGCCCUCACCAUGAAGUACUACGUCGAGGAGAACGUUUCCCAGCGUUCUUCCACAACCAUCCGGCACGUGGUCAAGAUGCUCGGCUCUAUCUCGGAGACCCUCAUCUUCUUCUUCUUAGGCGUCGUCACCAUAACAACCGAGCAUGAGUGGAACUGGGGCUACAUCCUGUUCACGCUGCUAUUUACCUUUUUAUGGAGAGGUCUGGGUGUUUUGGUGCUGACUCUGAUCAUUAACCCUUUCCGAACCAUCCCAUUCAAUAUGAAGGAUCAGUUCGGUUUGGCCUACGGAGGACUGCGGGGCGCCAUUUCCUUCGCUCUGGCCUUCACACUUCCUGACAGCAUUGGCCGGAAACAGCUGUUCAUCACUGCCACCAUCGCAGUAAUCCUCUUCACAGUGUUUCUCCAGGGCAUCAGCAUCCGACCUCUGAUUGAGUUAAUCAACGUACGGAGGACCAAUCGUGACGUAGAGACCAUCAAUGUAGAGAUUCACAGCAGGCUCAUGGAGCACACAAUGGCAGGAAUAGAGGAUCUCUGUGGACAGUGGAGUCACUUCUACUGGAAGGACAAGUUCAUGAAGUUCAACAACCGAAUACUACGUAGGAUCCUGAUCCGAGACAGCAGGGCUGAGUCCAGUAUUGUCGCGUUGUACAAGAAGCUGGAGCUGCAGAACGCCAUGGAGAUCCUGGACACGGUGUCUGGGGACAUCAGUGCUGCUCCUUCCCUCGUCUCUCUUCAGGGAGAGAAGAAAGAAUCUACUACUCCAAAGAAGACAUUCAUGGCUGAGGACCUGAAAAACAUGCACGACCUCCUUUCCAAGAACAUGUACAAGAUCAGGCAACGGACGGUGGCAUUUACGAGUAAGCAUGCUCUGCCCAAUGACAACCAGCCCAGAGAGAUCCUGAUCAGACGCCACGCCAACAUCCGCCGAAGCCUCCGUCACGGCAGCUUUCAGUCAACAAUUCCAAGGUCUCAGAAAUAUUUCUCACUUCCUACUGGACAGAAUUUGGGGUCAAAAUAUUCAUCUGUGAGGCGGCGUUAUGCAGAUGACCAUGAAACCAUGUCAGAGGUAGCCUAUCCUACCCGGCGCUCUCGAUUCAACCAGCCCAAACGCUCCUCCUCCGGAGCCAUGAUGCCUCUUCACAUGCUGGAAACUCUGAAGGAAGUUCCCUCCACUGAUGUCCUCAAUGAAAGCCAGAGUGAGAGCUUCAGCAAAGACCACGGCAAACCCCAGACUGGCUCCUCUUACAGUGAUUCCCGCUUCCCAACACAUCGUCGCCACUUCAACCCUCCUUUUGACAAUAACAACGGCUCUGCUGAUGACUUAAGAAAUGAGGAUGAGGCAGAAGAGGAGCAGCGGCGGCGGCAUCGUGGGGCUUUGAGGCCUCCUCCCAGCUGGGCAGCUGAACCCAGAGACGAUGCGCUUCGAAACCCUCUGCUCAGACGGCCGCAGUGGAACCCAAAAAAGUAAAUGACUGCAUCAAAUAGAACCUCAAAUUGUAAAAAAAAACAACAAAUCUUUGAAUGUCCUGACUUUUACUUUCAAAGAUGAAGGCAAAUUUAUACUGGAGGUCUUGUUUUCCCAUUUUUUCAGCAUAAAGCCCCAGCUCAUAGGAGCACCUUGUAGAAAAGAGGUGCAAUGCGCAUCAGAGACACAGCGCACUACUGUGUUGCCAUUUAAAAUGUUAUUAUUAAUUUUU
This is a messenger RNA of Xiphophorus maculatus (southern platyfish), 2915 nucleotides long. RefSeq names its product sodium/hydrogen exchanger 4-like (gene slc9a2). Gene Ontology annotation, cellular component: membrane. Gene Ontology annotation, biological process: proton transmembrane transport; sodium ion transport; regulation of pH. The coding region runs from base 227 to 2686 and encodes 819 amino acids. NCBI's taxonomy places the organism in Eukaryota, Metazoa, Chordata, Actinopteri, Cyprinodontiformes, Poeciliidae. The transcript has 13 exons. The record is from RefSeq and is a predicted model, not a curated record. Gene Ontology annotation, molecular function: sodium:proton antiporter activity.